CAGCCUUCCGGGCGCUUCCGCCUUCAUCCUAGCAACGCCCGCAGUGACGCGGCAGGCCCCGCCCCUCCCGCGCGCCUCCCGGAAGUUGCCGGCCCGGAGCUGGGCGCAGGGCUCCGUGCGGUACCGCUGUCUGGGGAGUAGUCUCCCGGCGAGAGGACUCGGCGGGGAGAGAGCAUCCGGGCCGCGGCCGGGGCCGGGGCCGCACAUUCACGUGCGCGGCGCGGAGCGAGACCUGGUGACCAUGGCGGGGCCGCAGCCCCUGGCGCUGCAGCUGGAACAGUUGUUGAACCCGCGACCGCGCGAGGCGGAUCCUGAGGCCGACCCGGAGGAGGCCACUGCUGCCAGAGUGAUUGACAGGUUUGAUGAAGGGGAAGAUGGGGAAGGUGAUUUCCUGGCAGUGGGUAGCAUUAGAAAACUGGCAUCAGCCUCCCUCUUGGACACAGACAAAAGGUAUUCUGGCAAGACCACCUCUAGAAAAGCUUGGAAGGAAGACCACUGGGAGCACACUCUGCCGGGUUCGUCUGAUAAGGAAAUAUCUGAUGAGGAAGAGUCUGGAGGUGGAGAUUCAGAGGGGCUGGGUCUGGAGGAAUCUGAUGAGGAUGCCGUGAGUACUGCUGAGGAACAGGAGUGUGGUGAUGAUGGGGACAGUAGUCUGGCCUGGAGGAAGAAUAGAAGCUGCUCUGGGAAAAUGCCAGGCUUCAGUGUCCAGAGCAUCAGUGACUUUGAAAAAUUUACUGAGGGAAUGGAUGACCUUGGUAGCAGUGAGGAGGAGGAAGAUGAAGAGGAGAGUGGCAUGGAAGAAGGGGAUGGUGAGGAAGACUUCGAGGGUGAGAGUGAGGAAGACAGGGCUGAAGACAGGAACAGUGAAGAUGAUGGCGUGGUGAUGACCUUCUCCAGUGUCAAAGUUUCUGAGGAAGUGGAGAAAGGCAGAGCUGUGAAGAACCAGAUAGCGCUGUGGGACCAGCUCUUGGAAGGAAGGAUCAAACUACAAAAAGCUUUGUUAACCACCAAUCAGCUUCCUCAACCAGAUGUUUUCCCUAUUUUCAAGGACAAAGGUGGCCCAGAAUUUGCCAGUGCCCUAAAAAACAGUCACAAGGCACUUAAAGCAUUGUUGAGGUCGUUGGUAGAUCUUCAGGAAGAGUUGCUUUUCCAGUACCCAGACACUAGAUAUCUAGUAGAUGGGACAAAGCCCAAAGUGGAAAGUGAGGAGGAGAUUUCCAGUGAAGAUGAAGAGCUAGUAGAAGAGAAGAAGAAGCAGAGAAGGGCCCCACCAAAGAGGAAGCUGGAGAUGGAUGACUAUCCCAGCUUCAUGGCAAAGCGCUUUGCUGACUUCACAGUCUAUAGAAACCGCACACUUCAGAAGUGGCACGAUAAAACUAAGCUGGCUUCUGGAAAACUGGGGAAGGGUUUUGGUGCCUUUGAACGCUCAAUCUUGACUCAGAUCGAUCAUAUUCUGAUGGACAAAGAAAGAUUACUUCGAAGGACACAGACCAAGCGCUCUGUCUACCGAGUUCUCGGCAAACCUGAACCGACAGCACAGCCUGUCCCAGAGAAUUUGCCGGGACAACCGGAGAUCCUUCCUGAAGCCCCUGCCAAUGCCCACCUGAAGGACUUGGAUGAAGAAAUCUUUGAUGAUGAUGACUUUUACCACCAGCUCCUUCGAGAACUCAUAGAACGGAAGACCAGCUCCUUGGAUCCCAAUGAUCAGGUGGCCAUGGGAAGGCAAUGGCUUGCAAUCCAGAAGUUACGAAGCAAAAUCCACAAGAAAGUAGAUAGGAAAGCCAGCAAAGGAAGGAAACUUCGGUUUCAUGUCCUUAGCAAGCUACUGAGCUUCAUGGCACCUAUUGACCAUACGACAAUGAAUGAUGAUGCCAGGACAGAGUUGUAUCGAUCACUUUUUGGCCAACUCAACCCCCCUGAGGAAGGUCAUAGGAACUGAC
This is a messenger RNA of Ceratotherium simum simum (southern white rhinoceros), 1940 nucleotides long. It is a transcript of the gene AATF, whose product is annotated as apoptosis antagonizing transcription factor. Lineage: Eukaryota; Metazoa; Chordata; Mammalia; Perissodactyla; Rhinocerotidae. Gene Ontology annotation, cellular component: nucleolus; nucleus. The record is from RefSeq and is a predicted model, not a curated record. Gene Ontology annotation, biological process: regulation of transcription by RNA polymerase II.